CCUCCGGGCUGCGCCGCUCUCAAGCGCCCUGGGCUGCUUCGUUGGUCUGAGCCCUAGGCCGGCUCCACGGGGACCUCGGCGCACGCAUGGACCUGCCCGCGCCCGGCGGGAAGCGGCCAGGCUGGCGGUGGCUCGGGCGGCGGAGCAGGGCCGAGGCAGCGGGCCCCUGAGCGCGCGCCCUGCAGGCCGGGCCGCAGCACCAUGAUGCCCGGCGAGACGCACCCGGCGGCGCCCGGGCCAGCCGACCUCGCGCGGUGUCAGGGCUGCGCCUCCCUGCAGCAGAACUUAAAUGAGUAUGUUGAAGCAUUAAUUGCCUUGAAACAAAAAAUCAUUAAUACAGAUAACCUGCUGACAGAAUAUCAGAAGAAAUGCGAUGAGCUGCAGUUUGCAAGAAGAGAGAACAGCACACUGCAUCACCAAGUGGAGCAGAUGCUCCAGAAAAUCUCCCCUCUGCAGAAGUGUCAAGAAGAAUUGGGAUCCCUGAAAGCUGAACUGGAGGAGAAAAAGAGUUCUCUGAAGCUGUACCAGGACACUCACCAGGAGUAUGCUCGUGUGAGAGAAGAGUGCCUGAGGACCGACGCCCAGAAGAAGAAGCUGGAAGCUAAGGUGAAGAAGCUGGAAGAGGCUGCUGUCAAGCAAACUCAGGACUUCAAGCAACUGAGAAAUGAAAAGAAAAUACUUGAAAAGGAGUUUAAGAAGACACAGGAAAGGCUUGAUGAAUUUGCCAAACAGAAAAAUGAGAAGGAGUUGAGACACAUCGGAACACAAAUCUCCAGCGACUCGCAAGGAAGCAUAGAUAAGAGGAAGGUGAAAGUGCUCCUGAAAGAGCUGUGGCUCUGCGUGAACACUGCGCACAGACUCUCCGGGGAGGGCGGCGGACGACGGGUCCCAGAAAAACCUGCCAAAGGAAACAGUGCAGCCAGAGCCUCUGAGCAAGAUGAGCCGCUCCCAGUGCAGGGCAGCCCCGCCAGGGCCGCAGACAUGCGCUCGCUCUUCUCCAAGCUGUCCAUGGAGAUGGAGGGUGACUUUUCUUCCUCGGAGAGUGCUGAAGAAGAGCUUCCCAGUGGGGCAAGCCCCAGUACUGAGCAUGCUUUUUGUGAGGAGAGGCAUCCUGAAGUCUCAGGACAGAGGCCUGAUGAUGGCAACAGGACCGACGUCUAUGACCACGAACACUUUUUUGAUGAUGAUCUUCAAGCCGCAAUCGACUUCUUCAAGCUUCCCCCUCCUCUUCUGUCUCCAGUGCCCUCACCCCCUCCGGUGGCCUCGGGCUCUUUUCCUUCUUCCCUGGCGCCUGAAUCCUUCUUUGGAGAGUUCACGGAUUCCAGCGAUAGUGACUCCGUCCCACCGAGAGACUCUAUGGAAUCAGCUUUGGAAGAUUACACAGCGGAGUCACGGAGUUAUUUUGACUUGCUUGAAAAAAUUAAAAGGAGUGACACCUACAUGAAAAAGCCUGGGUCACUGGAAGCUGCCCAGGCUGUAAACAAUCUGACACCUCUUGGAUUUGUUACUGGAAGAACAGCACUGGGAGAACCUUCAGCCAUAUCUUCUCUAGCUCGGGGAAGGCACUGGACUGCAUCAUCUGAAUCUGUGAGGGACAGAGGAGACUCUGUAGAAGAGGCAGAAAGAAUGGUGGAGGCCAAGGAGGUGGAUAAGUCUGUGCAGGUUGGGAAAGGGCUGCUGAAGCCUGACAGAAGACGGUGGCUAGAGAUGGCAUCCAGAGGCCCAGCACGAAAGAAGGAAGCUGGAGCCGGGGAGCCAGAGGUUUGUUUUUCUCCCCUUGGCAAGAGGACCUUCAGUCAGCUCAUGGAAUCUGAAGGAAAAGCCCUGUCAUCAAAAGCUUUGUGCCCAUCCCAGUCAGAAGUUUCUAAACGGACACUCACUGACGGAUUUGCUUCCAAAUCACACUGUGUGACUGGUCCUGGCCGCUUUCAGAGAAGGGAAAGAGAUGUGCAGGAGUCCACUCCCCAGUCAGGCAUAUGUGCACCUGCAGCAGGUCAUGACCAUUCGGCUAGUCUUCCCUCUUCUUCCUCUGCUACCUCGGUGCCAGUGUCUGUCUGCAGUAACCACCAGACUUCAUGGCUAGGGUGUGUCAGUGUAGGCACUCCAGCAGAAGUAACCUGCACAGAACAAAAGUCACCAACUAGAACUUUAAACACAUUUCUUCUGCGGUCUGAGCCAACAGCAUGUUUUCCAAAAGAAAAUGACCCAGAAAAUAGUUUGUCUACUUUGAGUCCAAAGUCAAAAUUAGGAACAUCUACCUUUAGUGACUGGAAAAGCAGGGGCCUGGAAUCUUUCAGCACUUUAAAAAGCACAGCAAAGGGACACUCGCUUACCCAGUCAGUAUUUCAGAAGCCAACAGGAGGUGGACAGUGUAAAGGCCAAGGGCCAGGCGCUACACUCAUACUGCCUAAGUCAGACUGGACCUCACUGGCACGUUCGCAGGCUGGCUUCACCAGAAGGAGCCCUGGCUCUGCUAACAGUACCUCAUGGCACCGCAGUGAUGUCCUAAGGCGAGGUAGUGGGGGCAGCCCCAGAGCUUCCUCAGAGUACCAGCAAAGGGCCAGGCUUCACCUAGAGAAGGCUGCACCGGUCUCACAGAACAGCAGGCUAACAGCUGUGCUUGGACCUCCUGGAGAAAGUACCAUCCCUCCAGAACUUAAUGCAGCUGCUGCUUUGCUGCCAAACCAAGUGUCAGUCAUAACAAAGCAGGCAAGACCGAGGAGGGUGCUGGGUAGCAGCCUGGAACCCUGGCGGCCACAUGGGAACACACUGAGCCCCGCUGUAAAUGGUGGCAAGGAAACAGGUCUUAUGCCAUCAGUAUCAGCCUGUGUUGGAGAUGGAGACCCCAUAGCACAGGUCCCAGAGCAGGUAGCUGAUAAAGAAAUCCCUUCUCCAGACGAGUCUGUGUCUUGGCGAAAACCCAUUUGUGAUUCUCCAAGCGGCUCCUUGCUUGCAGAGAACUUUAGUUGCUCCACAGACCGUAAGUUACCUUUCUCCUCUGAAGACAACAUCUUCCAGCGUGUUAUGAAUGAACACUUGCGAGAGAAGCCCAGGAAGUCCCCCCAAGCCACACAGUCAGGUGCCAGUAGGCUGGAGGCUGGGGAGCUGCUUCCAUCUGGGGUGACAUCAGGGGUCUUCCCUGCUGAACAGACGCCCCAUGGACCUCAUCAGCAGGCAGACAGUGAAGCCCCUGCAGUUGCCAGAGAGUCUCGUAGUGCGCCACAGAAUGCCAGUGCACCUCCCGUAGUGCCAAGCAAGGGUCCUCUCAGAGCUCGGGUGCCCACACGCCCUGUUUGCCCUUCAAACCUUAGCCGUGCAGAAGAGGAGACACAAGGGACCUCCCAGAGUAGUCUCCCUGGGGCUUCCUACUGCUACACAGGUAUCAGGGAGCGGGGAGAGGAAGACACCGAAGUAGAGGAUGAAGCUGUUAGCUGCAGUGAGGGAGAGCAUGAGGCUGAAGCUGUGAUGGGGCGCAGACAACAGGAGGCAGCAGGAGAUUCACAUAGACCUUUGGGAGACCCAGAGGCUGGGGUGGGGGAGGCAGGACACCCCUUGGAUGUAGGUGAUCUGACCUCCGCACUUCAAGAAUGUAACUUAAGCACCCUUCUCUACAUAGACAAGCUCUCUCCAUCAGAGGUGCUUAUGGUUCUUGAGAGUUGUCAGUUAAGAGAGUAUAGUUCGAGGGCCUCUGCUUCAGAAUGUUCUAGCAAAGGAAGCCUACAUGAAGAAAUGAACAAAGAGGUAAGGCAAAGUGAAAUCUCUAGAAAGAAGUGUGGGAAGAGGUUCUGUGAGGAAGAGCUACUAAGAGCCUCGGAAGAGUGGGCUGAGUCAGAGGGAGAUGACUGUUGUGGCAGGACAUCAUGCCAGCAUGCUCAGUGUCCACUGGAAGUGCCAUCUCACGUUCUCACCAAGACUGGGGAAGAACUCGAUAUAAACCCUGUGGACUGCAGUGGGAAGGAUACUGAGCAUGCAUUGCUCACAAAUGCACAUCCCAGCCAGGCAGCCGAAGCUCUUACAGAAGACGCUCUGCCUGAGGAGGCAUCCAGCCCCAUGCCCCACACUGCUGAACUGCCUGACCCAUCAGCUGUGGAUGGUGGGGGCAGCUCCCCACUCAGUAGCAGGUCUGACCCUGAGCACAUUCAGAGCGGCUAUGAGGAUGAGCCCAAUUCUGGGGACUGCCUCAGCAUUGGGGAAGAAGGCCUAGCAGAACCUGAGGAGCUGUUGACCCUGAGUUCUGACUCUCCAACCCCACCAAGGUUAGAGCAGAGUUCUGAUUGUGUGGCCGAGACGGCGUUUCGGUACCAGAUCUCUGCGGUGACCUCCGAGGUUAUAAGUGUACUUAUAAAUAAGGAUCAAGACCUUGUGAUUGAAAAGGGAGACAACUGGACUAUCAUCAGUGGUGUGGCCAUCUCCCCUGGCAUGGAACAAGUAGUUCUGUGUGACACUCUUGGGGAUGCUGCUCCCUCCCAGGAUCAGGGAGGCCUGGAUGACAGCUCUGUGGAGAAGUCCCCUGAAGCCAGUCCUUCUGGCCCUCUACCUCAAGAGCCUCCAUGUGGUGAUCUCUCUGGUGCCCAGGAGGAUAUUUCCAGCAACGGUCAGAGUGCCAACUUUGAUAAGAGUCGUCUUCGGGACAGACCUGUAAAACCGAGCAUCUGGAUCCGGUCUCAGAUAUACGACCAGACACUUGAGACCGAGAAAGUUGCAUCUGAUCACACAUAUUAUAACUGGAAAUUAGAGCCACUUGGUAAAAAUAAGCCUCGAUCAAAGAUUUCCAACAAAGAUCAAGCAAGCAAGCUAGCCAAGACACCAGUACUCAACAGAGGGGAAGAGCGUUUGAACGAAGUCCCUCAGCCAGCACCAGGGGAGAGGACAAAUAGAAAAACACCAGGAAGCCAAGCUCAGUCCACCCUGGCAGGUACAGAUAUGUCCACCCCCACCAACUGUUCCCCUGACACUCUGAGCAAGAUCCGGCAAGAAGUGGGGCCACCAUUGCCUCCCUUGCUCCCCCCACUAAUAGCCACACCUCCAAGGUCAUCACAGACACUGUCUCCUCUGGUACCAAGUUCUGGUCCAUCCUCAAGGUCCUCACCUGCUGGCCAUGUUUCCCCACUCUGCGAAGUUCCAGGGCCUCCUGUGUUGUCUCCAUGGCCUGAGGAACUCCAGCAGGCCUCCCCGCUGGAUCCCUCUCCGUCCCCAUCCACAGCAACAGCUAGUGGAAGGAUAGUGUCCUCUCCGUUGCAGUUCUGUGCUGCUACACCAAAGCAUGCACUUCCUGUGCCUGGCCGACUCCCAUCCUGCGCACCAGGCCAUGCUGCUGUGAGCGGGCCACAGCAGGAGAAUUCUGUCAAAAUCCUUGACACCAUGUACCCAGAGUUAUCUGCCAGAGCCCGGACCCUCAGCCUCCUCAAAGGGCACAUGCAGCUCUCCCGAGGCUCCACUGUGGAUGGAAAGGUGUUACCAGGGCGUGUCAGCGCUCUCCUAGGACUCAAAGCUAUAACCUCAACAUCAACUGCAUUUGUCCUAACCGGGGGCAGCUCUGGUGGCGACAGUAGCCAAGGUAAGUCACAAGACUUGGGUGUUCAGCAGGAUGCAGGUGGGAAAAGAACACUAGCAGUAUCUAUGCUCAGGAGUGCUAAAAGACUGCGCCUGGACGACGAGUCCCCAGAACCAGACACCAGGGAGGUCACUGGGGAAGGAGUCCCCGAGGACCCCCAAGGAGGAAGCCCACUGGCUGAAGUUGUGCCAGCUGAGGAAGAGCAAGCUGAUGUCCCGGUCUGCAGUGCAGCUUCACUUCUGCGUGUCAACCCAAGGGAGAUGGCAGAGUCGUAUAACAUAGCCAUAACUCGGGCUCUGAGGAAGAUUGCCGAGUCCUCCUUUGACCUGCUACCUGUCAUUCGUAGUCAUGUGUAUGUGGGAAAUAUCUCCAAAAAGCCUGUCAUGAGAGAUCAAGAGAAAGAAGUUGUUUAUGAAUUUAGCACAACAAACAAGCAUUUAGGAGAAUACUUACUUCGCUCUAUUCUCUCAGAGCUAAAGAUUCAGAAGACAUCUCUGGACCACAGUUACAUCCAUGCACUGUGCAGAGUGUAUGUGGGCAUUUGUCGGCAACUUGGAGACUUGGAAAGAGCUCGCUUGUUCUGUUACAGCCUUCUGAAGGAAGAUUUUCCAGAAUCUGAGAAGUUGACUCUGUUCAUUGCCAACAUGUGGCGUGAAGUAUUUCUCUCCCAGUCAGCCAUUAGUGAAGCGAUGCAGCUGGUUGCCAGGCAGCGUGCCAGAGGAGAAGUUCUGAACUGCUUGAGAGCUUUCCUGAGCUGGGAAAAGAAUGCGCCUAUAGAUGUUGGAAUCCUAGUUUCUAAGCUGCUUUUGACCAUACAGCUGUGCCCUAAAACAGAAUUUCAGUCAAGUGAUGAGUUUGGUGAAGAUCUAAGUGCAAACAUAUGGGAAUACAUAUUUGCCAUUGAUCUCCUCUGCUGCCACCAGAGGUGGAUCUGGACGCAUGACAACAUCAUAAGUAAGGAGCUGUGGCCUCUGAUGGAUAAGUGGGUCAAAUACAGGAAAGGACAUUCGAACAUCGCGUACACCCCUGAUGUCAUUGUCGCAUCUGUGCUGAGACUGAUUGGUCGAUUAGGCCAGUUGGGUUUGAAGGAGGGGUUUCCAACUGCUGUGAAGAAUAUCAGCUCGGUUAUUGGUAUGUUCAUACAGCACGCUCAGGAUGAAGAUAUCCCAUGGGGUGUACAGCUUGCAGCUGUGUAUGCCCUUUGUGACUUGAGUCCUAGCAAUCCAGCAGAGAUAUCCAAGAUUCUAGAAGCUUGGCGAACACAAACUUCCAACGCUAUUCCAUCCGCCAUUGUCAGCUGUCUGGAAGAGGUGGGCUCUCUGAGUGCUGAUGGCUCAGCUGGCCAUACUAGCAAAGGAGACUGUGCACCCUGA
Molecule: messenger RNA, 6927 nt
Organism: Mus pahari (shrew mouse)
Lineage: Eukaryota; Metazoa; Chordata; Mammalia; Rodentia; Muridae
Gene: Ice1
Product: interactor of little elongation complex ELL subunit 1
Exons: 19
Coding region: 202-6927 (2241 amino acids)
Source: RefSeq, a predicted model, not a curated record